AUGGCGGCCGAGUCAACGCAAGAUGACAGCCACGCCAAGGCGUGGGAGAAAGCGGAGAAAAAGUUCACACAUAAACAUGCUAGCGAAUACUACGAUCCAUGCCAAGACUUCGCUGAUCGGAGUCUUAAAUGUAUGAAGCGGAAUGCCUAUGACCGUGAAUUGUGCCACGAUUACUUCCAGUAUGUUCCAGACAUUCCCGCCAGCUUUGAUCAUUAUCAUGACUCGUCCUCGUUGGCUCACCCAGAAAAAAGCCUCUUUGACUCCUCAAUCCAAAUGAUGACUUGA
Penicillium bovifimosum is the source of this 285-nucleotide messenger RNA. RefSeq lists its product as uncharacterized. The record is from RefSeq and is a predicted model, not a curated record. The transcript is spliced from 3 exons. Lineage: Eukaryota; Fungi; Ascomycota; Eurotiomycetes; Eurotiales; Aspergillaceae. Bases 1 to 285 code for a protein of 94 amino acids.